AUGCCUUUUUUCAGGGGACUCACAAGUAAAAAACUUUUUUCUUCUGCCUCUGCUGAAAGGUGGAAGAAAGAGAAGGAUUGUUAUUUAAAGAAUGGAAGUUGCGUGCUUGAGGAGUUUCUUGCUUUAUGCGACGGAAAUUGCAUAAUUCCCAUCCGUUACUUCUCUGCCAUAGAGAUCCACAAUGCAAUAAAACACUCUAAAACCAAAAUGGGCCUUGCCGAUAGGUUUAUGGUAACGAGAUGGCUAGGCAACCUCCCCGUUUUAGUUAGGUUCGAUACAUGCUUUUCAUUCUUCAAUAUCCAUCGAGAUAUAGUGAUUAUUGCUCAGAUGAGUCAUCUUAAGAAUGUGUUGAGACUUGUCGGUUGCUGUCUAGAAUUUGAAGAAGCAGUUAUGGUGUAUCAAUAUGUUGAAGCUAUAUCUCUUAGCGAUCUACUUUUCAGAAAGGAUAAUCUUAAUAGAAAAUUGCUAUGUUGGGGAAAUAGAUUACGAGUUGCACGUGAGGUUGCUUCUGCAAUCGUUUUCCUCCAUACUGAAUUUACUACUCCUAUCAUCCAUAGAAAUAUAAAGCCAUCUAAUGUGAUAAUAGAUGAGAAGAGCGGCGUUGCCAAAAUAUUGAACUUCUCACUCUCCAUAUUAUUACCUCCAGGGGAAUUGGAGGUAGUAGAUCAUGUAUGUCGAACAGUGGGGUAUAUCGCUCCAGAAUAUCACCACCAGGGUAUUAUUACUCAAAAAACUGAUGUAUACAGCUUUGGGGUUCUUCUCUUUCUGCUAUUAAAACGAAAGGGAACGCGAGAUAUUAUGAAUACUUGA
Messenger RNA from Solanum tuberosum (potato), 810 nucleotides. RefSeq names its product non-functional pseudokinase ZED1-like. Gene Ontology annotation, cellular component: plasma membrane. Gene Ontology annotation, biological process: cell surface receptor signaling pathway; protein phosphorylation. Gene Ontology annotation, molecular function: ATP binding; protein serine/threonine kinase activity. The coding region runs from base 1 to 810 and encodes 269 amino acids. The transcript has a single exon. NCBI's taxonomy places the organism in Eukaryota, Viridiplantae, Streptophyta, Magnoliopsida, Solanales, Solanaceae. The record is from RefSeq and is a predicted model, not a curated record.